Molecule: messenger RNA, 1014 nt
Organism: Merops nubicus (carmine bee-eater)
Lineage: Eukaryota; Metazoa; Chordata; Aves; Coraciiformes; Meropidae
Product: fibrinogen-like protein 1
Exons: 7
Coding region: 1-1014 (337 amino acids)
Source: RefSeq, a predicted model, not a curated record
AUGAGCGUGACGAUUCCCUGGUGCCUGCUGCUGCUUCUCCUGGUCAGCUUCAGCUCACCUGCACCCAGGUUUUCGGAAAAAGAUAUCUGCCUCCUAGACAACAAUCAAUUAAGACAAAGGUUAAAACAGCUUCAAGACUUGCUUUACUUAUAUGAACUGCAGCUGAAGGACAUCCUGGAGAACACUUACCACAGAACAAAAAGUGGGCUGUUCUCAGGCAACAGGAGCAUGCAGCAUGAGACACUUUUACCCACAACUAGUGGAAAUUUGAUAGUCUAUGACCAAGAUUGCUCUGAGGUGCACAGUCGGAAGCAGACCCAGAGCGGGUACUACCGGCUGCGGCCCCGGGCAGACCGAGAGCCUGUCCUGGCCUACUGUGACAUGUCUGACGGCGGGGGCUGGACCGUCAUCCAGCGGCGCAGCCAUGGCAAGGAGAACUUCGACAGGAAAUGGGAUGAUUACAAACUGGGAUUUGGGAAAUUCCAGGGCAAGAACGAUGAAUACUGGCUGGGCAAUGACCACAUCUAUGACCUUCUUGCUAGAGGAGAGAGCUUGUUGAAGAUUGACCUGAUGGACUGGCGUGGGGAAAGACGUUAUGCAGUCUAUGAGAACGUCCGGCUUGCGGAUGAGCGGGACAAUUACAGGCUAUGGUUUGGCACCUACUCUGGUAACGCUGGCGACGCUCUGUCUGGGGGGAGCAAUUUUGAAGAUCAGUGGUCAGCUUCUCACAGAGGGAUGCAGUUCACCACAUCUGACAAGGAUCACGACCGAUUCCUGGCAGGCAACUGUGCCUCAGAGAACAAGGGGGGCUGGUGGUUUAACAGGUGCCAUGCUGUGAACCUGAACGGAUGGUACUACAGGACAGGAAGGUACAAGGGGUCCCACGACAAUGGCAUCGUGUGGGCUACGUGGCAUGGGGCGUGGUACUCACUGAAAUACUCAGCCAUGAAGAUCAGGGCUCCCUUCUUCCUGGACAGCUGGAGUGGAGACGGUGAGAGCAGUCCAGGCAGCUGA